GAGCGCACUCUCGUAUCCAUUGCUCUCAUAACAUUUGUAAAGGACAUGUAAGAAGUCCAUGCUUGCGCUUGUUCUCGAAAGGUUACCUCAAGAGUUUGCAGACAGUUUGUCGAGCCACAGCUUGUACAUCCCUGCUCGUCAGCAUGUUCAAUAGAAGUAAAACCGUAAGAGAUUUGUUGAAUUUUGUCCCCGGGAAACGUCGUCUCGGGGCAUACAGGUUCCUGCCUAUCUUUUUCUGCAUUGGUGGAGUCAUGGAGUGGAUCAUGAUCAACGUGAGGAUAGGACAUGAGACUUUCUAUGAUGUCUACCGAAGAAAAAGAUCAGAGCGGGAGCACCAGCAGAAGAUAGCAGAUGGUUUGAUAGUCCUUAAAGAGCCUGCAGCCAAGUGAAAGAAGGUGGGCUUCAAUGUGGACUGCACAUGUGUCAUCUAAGGACACAUUGUUGGACUCUCACCAUCCCUUACUGGGUUACAGCGACUGUGUCACAACUAUGGACAUUAUUAAGGAAUCAGAAGUGAAAAGCUGAUGGAGAAAUCACAUCCAGCAUGCAGGUUUUAUUGUUUAUAUGGUCUUCAGUUAAGGAAACAAUAGCAAAACUGCAACGAUAAUACAACUGUCACAGCAGUAUCACAACAAUGGUCUCAUCUCUUCGUGAUAAUCGACGUCUCACUAGUGAUUUGACAGUGAGUUUGUGCAUUGCAUAGUACCUGCUAAGACAAAGCCAGAUCAGUCACGUCGUGUCUAAAAGACAAAAAUGCAUUUGUGUUGAGGGACAGUUUGAAAGAUUUUGCAUAGAUGUGUUAAAUACAGGCAGAUAUUGCUGUUAAGAUACAAAAAACAAACACCAUUUCUUCCUUUUGCUGAAAUAUUUAUAUGAUUUCAUUUUAAUUAUGAGAAGUAUUUAAUUGAUUUAUUGAGUAUAUAAAAUGUGUCUUAAGAACUUAA
This is a messenger RNA of Acanthochromis polyacanthus (spiny chromis), 944 nucleotides long. RefSeq names its product small integral membrane protein 4. The transcript has 2 exons. The record is from RefSeq and is a predicted model, not a curated record. NCBI's taxonomy places the organism in Eukaryota, Metazoa, Chordata, Actinopteri, Pomacentridae. Bases 144 to 389 code for a protein of 81 amino acids.